UUGGUGAAUUUUCAUUUCAGUAGGUUGUAACUUCAAAGUUCAUGAACAAAUGGUCUCGGUUUUGUGCUACGUUAUGGUGGCACCAAAGCCAACAACUAGCCUAUUCACUGCCAGCUUUGAAAGUUAUGGCUUCUGCUUCAUUCCUUUCAACAAUCGGCAAAAGGCUAGAGGGGAAAGUAGCAAUUGUAACCGGAGGAGCUAGUGGUAUCGGUGAAGCAAUUGCAAAGCUCUUCUCUGAACAUGGAGCCAAAGUGGUCAUUGCCGAUGUCCAAGAUGAACUCGGCAACUCAGUCAUCAACACCCUCGGAGGCUCAUCCAACUCCAUUUACAUCCACUGCGACGUCACAAACGAAGACCACGUCCAAGAAGCUGUCGACAGAACCAUCGCCACAUUUGGAAAACUCGACAUCAUGAUCUGCAAUGCUGGCAUAUGCGACGAGACCAAGCCAAGAAUCAUCGACAACACGAAAGCAGAUUUCGAGCGUGUCCUUAGCAUCAAUGUAACAGGAGUUUUCUUGAGCAUGAAGCAUGCCGCUCGCGUCAUGGUCCCGACGCGUAGCGGCUGCAUCAUCUCCACCGCUAGUGUAAGCUCCACGGUCGGAGCUGCAGCAUCCCAUGCAUACUGCAGCUCCAAACACGCCGUGUUGGGGCUCACCAAGAACCUAGCGGUGGAGCUAGGACAAUUCGGUAUACGUGUGAAUUGCUUGUCACCAUACGCGAUGGUGACGCCAAUGGCGACAAAGGUCAUUGGGCUUGAAAAUGAAGAAUUUGAGAAUGCGAUGAGCGCGGCUGGGAACCUUAAAGGAGCUACUCUGAAGGUGGAUGAUGUUGCAAAAGCAGCAUUGUUCUUAGCAAGUGAUGAUGCCCAGUAUAUCAGUGGACACAAUCUUUUCAUUGAUGGGGGAUUCACUGUGUGUAAUCCAAAACUAGGCAUGUUCAAGUAUCCAGAAUCUUAAUAUAUGGGAUUUCAUUUAAUCUAUUUAUAUAAAUAAUGUUGUAUAACAACAGCAACAACACUAUAUUCCGUGUAAUCCGACAAGCGGAGUUUGGGGAGACUAUGAUGCGCUGUGUACGCUGACCUUACUCCUACAUCUGUGGGAUAUAUAGAGAAGCCGUUUCUGAAA
Molecule: messenger RNA, 1124 nt
Organism: Solanum verrucosum
Lineage: Eukaryota; Viridiplantae; Streptophyta; Magnoliopsida; Solanales; Solanaceae
Product: secoisolariciresinol dehydrogenase-like
Exons: 3
Coding region: 42-956 (304 amino acids)
Molecular function (GO): oxidoreductase activity, acting on the CH-OH group of donors, NAD or NADP as acceptor
Source: RefSeq, a predicted model, not a curated record